UGCUGUACCAAAGAACUGCUUAAAUCAAAAAAGAACGAUUGGCUCAACAUUGAGUUCCACAUAUGCAAGCAAAGGAAGUUGGACUGUAAAGCCAUUUCUUUGAAGAAUUCAAUUUGUAAAAAUGAGCAAUCGUCUAACACGUAUCAUCUCUCUUUGGCCAAAAGAUGAGUUGCGUCCAUGGCUCUCGUUUCCUAAAGCGUUGGAUACAACGUUUCGCACCAAACUCGAGAAGCUUUCACCGGAAGAUAGAAAGAUACAAUUGAAUGCAGCUGAAAAGUUGUUGGAAAACACCUAUUGGAAUGAGUUUACACCCGAAAAGAACGUUUUGAAGCCGCAAUUCAACCCCAACUACUAUGAAAACCUCAAGCAGGUCCGCCGUAAAGAAGUAAAAGUCCCUUGGUUUAAACGAUUGUUUCAGAGCAAAUAAAUUUAUUACCAUCGGUUUACGAAAUUUUGAUUUCCAUUCUGCUUCUCCCCACUUCGCUUUUUCCUUUAAUGGUUUAGAAUGUAUGAAAAUUUAAAAUUUGAUCCUUUCUAUGAGUAGCAUAUUUGUUUUUAUUCACACAAGAUUUUUUCAGCAUGUAAACCACGGUUGAGAUUAACGACUUCGUCUUAAGAAAAAUAACAAAAACUG
This is a messenger RNA of Schizosaccharomyces octosporus yFS286, 634 nucleotides long. RefSeq lists its product as uncharacterized. Gene Ontology annotation, molecular function: ribosome binding. Gene Ontology annotation, cellular component: Cbp3p-Cbp6 complex; mitochondrion. Gene Ontology annotation, biological process: mitochondrial respiratory chain complex III assembly. Lineage: Eukaryota; Fungi; Ascomycota; Schizosaccharomycetes; Schizosaccharomycetales; Schizosaccharomycetaceae. The record is from RefSeq and is a predicted model, not a curated record. Bases 122 to 427 code for a protein of 101 amino acids. The transcript is spliced from 2 exons.